Messenger RNA from Hemibagrus wyckioides, 4575 nucleotides. RefSeq names its product zinc fingers and homeoboxes 3b (gene zhx3b). The transcript is spliced from 3 exons. Bases 571 to 3957 code for a protein of 1128 amino acids. The record is from RefSeq and is a predicted model, not a curated record. Lineage: Eukaryota; Metazoa; Chordata; Actinopteri; Siluriformes; Bagridae. Gene Ontology annotation, cellular component: nucleus. Gene Ontology annotation, biological process: regulation of transcription by RNA polymerase II. Gene Ontology annotation, molecular function: DNA binding; DNA-binding transcription factor activity, RNA polymerase II-specific.
AAGAACGCUGAUGAUGGGCUUAGAAUGAAGGGCUGAGGGCAGAUGUUGAAUCCGGUCAGAUUUCGAUUUAGAAUCUGUUCUGAUUUGGUAAACGUGAUGCUUGUACUGAAUCCGUCUCGGAAUGUCGCCGUAGAAAAGUAGUUCCGGUUACUUUGCGCUUUCAGGAAGAUUUUGUCAUAUCCAACUACACGUCUGUCAACUACAGUCGAGCGAAUCUUACUGUGAAAUAGUCUCGUGUGAGAGUUUCACGGUGAGCUAAUAAUGUUUCUUUAAAGCUUUACGCGAACAAGUGGAACAGACGAGGAGUUACGCAGUGAUGAUCUACACUUCCUGCAUCUGGCUAACAAAUCAGCGUGGAAUGAUGGCUAUGCUCUCGGGCAGAACGCAGCCGCAACUCGUACCGCCAGUUUUGUGAUGCCUUAAAUACGAUCCCAACACGCCCAUUAAAGAGGAGUACUCGCUGUGGGCUGACGGACAUGUUCUACACCAGCCUUCUGUCCAUGGACAGUUUAUAAAAGUGGACUUUUAAUCGUAUAGGGGCAUUUUGGUGGCACUACCAUAUCGAGAACCAUGGCUAGUAAGAGGAAGUCCACGAUUCCCUGCAUGAUUCCUGUAAAAGCCAUGCAUCUACAGGACGAUCUUGAGCAGGGUAGGCUUUCUCCCUUGGCCAAGGAAAGUGGUUUCUCCCAAAAGGUAGAGACAAGUGAAAAAGCCUUCCAUAGUGUGUGUGAAUCGUCAGGGCAGGAUGCAAGUAUUGCUCAAAAAGAUAAUGGCACUUACACCUGCAGACUGUGUAAUUUUGAAACCCAUGACCUGAACCUCUUCCUUGACCACGUCUACAGUGGCCACCCGGAGUUCCGCACCGACCCUUGCUUCCUCUGUGUGGACUGUGGAGUGAGUGCAGCAAAAUUCGAAGGUCUUGCCUUGCACAAUGCCCGUGUGCACCCAAGUACUGUCACCACUACAUUACAGUUGAAGAGAAAAGAUAGGAAGAUCACCGUGGAGCAGAGCGUGAUCGCUGGGCCUGGUGAAAGCACUAGCUUCAAGGAAUCGGAGAUCUCUAUCACAAAGACGCCUAUUAUGAAAAUGCUUAAGGGGAAAUCGGAGCCUAAGAGGAUUGUGGUAUCUCAUCCUGCCGGAGAUGAAGCCGCAACGGUAAAGCAAGUUGAGACGGCCGAUUCUCCGGCCAUUUCGGUCACCCAUGUUCCUACGAUCGUACACAACGGGGCGGCCAGCAAAGUCACUUUGCCAUCAGCAAUACAGAUAGUCAACGGCUCCGGAGCUCUUCCUAUACUUAAGACGGCCAUCACCCAAGUGGUGUCUGUAGUACAGAACAGAAGUGUCAACCAGCAGUCAUCUUCGGCUUCUCUUUCCACUCCUUCAUCCUCUUCAAAUUCUUCCUCCUCGAGCUCCAAAAACCUACCAAAGGUGAUGAUUCCUCUGAGCAGCAUUCCUACCUACAAUGCAUCCAUGGACAACAGCAGCUUCCUGAAAACGUCCUUCAGCAAGUUUCCGUACCCAACCAAGGCGGAGUUGUGCUAUCUCACCGUAGUUACCAAGUAUCCAGAGGAGCAGAUCAAAAUUUGGUUCACAGCACAGAGGCUUAAGCAAGGAAUUAGCUGGUCACCAGAGGAGAUAGAGGAUGCCCGCCGAAAGAUGUUCAAUACUAUCAUACAGACAGCGCCCCCUGCUGGUCAGCAGCAGCGCCAGGCUCAGCAUAGCACCUCUCAGCAAACCAUUACAGUCCUACCGGCCUCCCUGGGUGCUUCCAGCAUCCCUCACAUUUUACAAGGCAGCCUGGUUGGCCAAGGAGGCGUGAUUGUUACACAGCCCAUGAUCUCUAAUGGGAUACAGGUCAGCAGUGCCCCUGUUGCCCUGGCUGUAACACCCAAGCCCCAGGCUGCUGCCAAGCCCAUGAUGCAGGCAAAGCCUGCUGCCGCCCUGGUGGCUGAUAAGGGGCUAAACAUGGUGGUGGGCAGUGUUGGAAGCAGCAAUAGUGGCAACACCACCAUCAGUAGUAGCAGCAGCACUGGAGGCAGUGGUACAAGCAGCAGCAGCACAAGCAGUAUUAUUAGUAGUAUUAGCACAAACAGCAGUAGUGCAAAUAAUCACACCAGCGUGAUUAGCAUGGGUGUCAGCAGCAAUGGUAAAAUGAAAAGCAACAGCAGCAACAGUAAGGUCAGCACAUCUAGCACUAAUGGCAGAAGCAGUACACCUAGCAACAACAAUAGCAAAAUGGUUAACGAGAACAAAAACAGCACUAAUGUCAAGAAUACUAUGACAAAAAGUAGCGCUGACAUUAAAGACAGCACUGAUAAUAAAGGAAACACUAACGAAAGCAAGAGCAGCCGAAGCAAUAGUCCCAGCGAUGCAGCCAGCUCCAGUCCCACUCCCACUAUCACCAGUGACAGCACCCUGAGUAAGCCAGAAUCCCCAUCACCAGCAUCUGCUAACUCUCGCACUCUCCCUUCUGCUAGCUUCCUGGAUCCCAGCUUUUAUAAAGGCAAAAAGUCCCAGGAACAGCUGUCUGCCUUAAAGGAGAGCUUCCUCAUCAGCCAGUUCCCCAGUCAAGAGGAGGUGGACAGGCUCAUAAGUCUGACUGGUCUGACGGUUCGUGAGGUACGGAAGUGGUUCAGUGAUCGUCGCUACCACUUUCGCAAUCACAAGGGCUCAAGAUCAAGCACUGGUGGCCAAACUGCAACAGCCACUAGUUCCUCUGCCUCCAGUGCCUCUGGCGACAAUGCAGACAGUGCUGCAUCAGCGGAAAGGCCUAGAACUCCUCAACAGAUACCUCUGAGUCCUUCACGGCAACAGCAGACAACGCCACCGACACCUACCCGACGUCACCCUCGACCCCCGUCCCCAGACUUCACAGCAAUACGGUACAAAGAAAGGGAGCCUCACCAGGUCCGUGCCCUAGAGGCGAGCUUUGCCCAGGAUUCCGAUCCAUCCGAGGAAGAGGUGGACAGGUUACGGGCAGAAACCAAGAUGACUCGACGCGAGAUCCAUGGCUGGUUUGCCGAACGGCGGAGGAGAGUGGCAGCUGAAAAGAAGAAGGAGGAGUUAGAACGUGCAGAAAGGGAGGAAGAGGAGGAUGAGGAAGAAGGAGUGGGUGAAAAGGAUAAAAAUGAGACAGCAGAAGAAAAACAAGACGAGGAUGAAUCAUCGGAAAUGAACCAGCAGGUCAAGGAUGAUGCGUCUGGAACUGCACCAAAGGUUAACCCGAUAAAGAUCAAUCUGAAAAUGCUAAAAGUUACCGAAGCCAAUGGAAAAGGUGAAAUGGAAGGAAGUCCACAACCAGAGACAACUAAAGUGCCUUCUCCUGUCUCUCAAACAUCCACGCCUCCACCACCACCACCACCACCACCAUCCCAAACACCAAAUCGAGGAAAGAAGACACCAGAGCAGCUCCACCUACUUAAACAAGCCUUUGCUCGCACCCACUGGCCCAGCAGCCCUCAGUAUAAUGAGCUAAUCACCAAAACUGGACUGCCACGCCCAGAGGUGGUGCGCUGGUUCGGGGACUGUCGCUACGUCCUAAAGAACGGCCAGCUCAAGUGGCUCGAGAGCUAUCAGUCGAUUGUUGAAGAGGAGGACCUCCAGAAAGGCAAUGUUACUGUCCUUCAGGACCAUUUAAAUGCCUAUGGAAAUCUGGUAGAGAACCAGCUGGAGGAGCUGGCCAAGUCCAGUGGGUUGAGCGAGGAACUGGUCAGGAAAUGGUUCGCAAAACAAACAAAAGCACACCCACUGUCAGAGGACAGGAAGUCUGAGGAUGUGGAACCUUCACCCUGCACAACCAAAGGCAAACCUGCCUUAAAAUCUCUUCAACAGGAUGAAGGAGACAUGAGAGAGGAACCCAUGGAGCUGAUGGUGACGGACCUCAGUAAAGAUCAGACCACAAAGAAGACAACUGGAGAAGACGUAGCUACCAACAAUGAGCCAGAGUGUGACGACUGAUUCGACGGUGUGUAUGGGACCAGGAGUGAGUGUGUGUGUGUGUGCGAGAGAGUGACAGACAUGUCUCGCUGUAGGAUGUCCACCACAGGAGGCCUUUUACUGGAGAUUUGUGAAGAAUCCAGCACUCGACAUCCUUCUGUUGUGUCGUCGUCUUUUUUUUUUUUUUAAACCCAACACAAAAAAUGUCAGAAAACUUUCUUUUUAUUAUUACGACCCAUUUUUAAGGGCCAGAGGAACAUUUCAGCUCCAAGGAGGACGGACGGACAGUUAGAUGGCGAGACACGUACAUGAUGAAACCGUGUAGAUGUUCGGUAACGUUGCGCUGAAAUCGUCCAGGAAUCAUGUAGGUUGGAGGUACAGGAUAAAGACUCGUACUGCACAGCUCUCCGUCAGCUCUUUUAAAAAGAUGAAAGAAAAAAGAAGGCCUAGGAGUCGUCUAUCCCGUAUUCCGUAGUUCGAGCAUCACAUUGCCUUUGUGUACGUUUUUCCUGACCGCAGUAAUUCAAAAAAAAAGAAAAUCAUGUCUGUUUGUUUAAAGUGUUUCAGCGUUAUGAAUACUCUUUAGGAUUGUUGUAUAAUUUUUACAGAUAUUUGCAGAAUAAAUACAUUUAAAAACUC